Rangifer tarandus platyrhynchus (Svalbard reindeer) is the source of this 3873-nucleotide messenger RNA. NCBI's taxonomy places the organism in Eukaryota, Metazoa, Chordata, Mammalia, Artiodactyla, Cervidae. The record is from the annotation of a GenBank genome assembly.
AUGAAGGCAAAAUUCAGAGAGAGAGAUGAAAGGAAAGAGCAGCUAUUAAAGGCGAAGAAAAAACUGGAAAAUGACAUUGCAGCAAUAAUGAAAAUGUCUGGAGACAAGUCUUCUCAGCUGACAAAAAUGAACGACGAACUACGUCUGAAAGAAAGAGAUGUAGAAGAAUUACAGCUGAAACUCACCAAGGCUAACGAAAACACAAGCCUCCUGCAGAAAAGUAUCGGGGAAGUAACUCUCAAAGCCGAACAAAGUCAGAAAGAAGCAGGUAAAAAGCAUGAGGAAGAAAAGAAAGAACUGCUGAGAAAACUGUCAUACCUGGAAAAGAAGAUGGAAAUGAGCCGCAACGAGUGUCAAGAUCUGAAAGCCAGGUACGAGGAAGCCAGUUCUGAGAGCAGAGCCAAGCACGAAGAAGUCCUGCAGAACGUCCACAAGCUGCUCCGGGACACAGAGGAGCGGCUGAAGGCUGCACAGGAGGAGAACCGCGAGCUGCUGCAGAAGCUGGAGGAGCUGGGGAAGCAAGCCGAAGGAGCCAAAUCGCUAACUUACUUACUAACAUCAGCCAAAAGAGAAGUUGAACUAAUGUCAGAAGAGCUGAGGGGUCUGAAAUCAGAGAAACAGCUUCUUACCCAGGAGGGGAAUGCUUUAAAGUUAGAAAAAGGUUUAUUUCUGUCUCAACUUGUAGAGUUGGAGGCCAAAAUAACUUUACUUCAGGAGGACCAAGAGAAGCUCUGGUCAGUUAAUGAAACUCUUAAUUUAGAAAAGGAGAAAGUCUGGGAAGGAAAGCAAGACAUUGAAAAGCUUUAUCAGCAGGAACAACUCGAUAAAGCAGCUUUGGCUGUGGAGAGAGAGAAAUUACUGAAAGAGAUCAAUAUCGCGCAGGAGGACCUCUUGAAGAUAAAUACAGAAAACGAGUCUUUGCAGGCUUCCAAAGCAAGCUUGCAGGCACUCACAGAGGAACUGCAGUUCAGCAAAGAUAUUCUAAUGGCUGAGUCUCAGAAGUAUCGGGAAGAAAAAGACCGCCUGGAGAAUCGUAUCAAGAAGCUGGUCACUGAAAACGACGCAUUGGUUAAAGAUAAAGAUGAAAUUAUUCGGAAGCUUCAGAGCUCCUACGAGGAGCUGGCCAAAGAUCAGAAGAGCUUGGUGCAGGAGAACGAGGACCUCACAGUAGAGAAAAAGUCAACCUUGGAGAAACAGUCAGGUCUUGACAACAUGUGUAUAGCUCUAAAGGUCGAAAGAGAUCAUCUUCUUCAGAGCAGCAAAGACCUGCAGUUCGAGAAGGACAUGCUGCUUCAAGAUCAGGAAAAGCUGAACACCAUUCUGGAGACUGCCCUCCAGGUUAAACAUGUGCUUAGCACGGAAGCCGGUGAGCUCCGCGCACAGCUGGAGGAGGCCAGCAAGGCCCUGAGGAAGGCUGAGCUGGAGAUUGUGCAACUGCAGGCCACGAACACGAGCCUCACAAACCUGCUGGAAGAAAUUAAGACCAGCCGGGAGAUCAGAAACUCCGAGUGCAUUCAGCUUCUGCACGAGAAAGAGACCUUAACGUCAUCCGAGAGAAGGCUCUUGGCCGAGAAAGAAGAACUGCUAAAUGAAAAUAGGCUAAUCUCAGAAAAACUCAGCAAAUACUCGGAAGAGUCUGCCCACAUCGAGAUGAACCUGAGUGAGAGGAUCACGUACCUCACUUCUGAGAAGGAGCUGGUUUGUCAGAAAAUCACCAAGCUCAAAAAGCAACAGGAUAUCCUCUUGAAAGAAAAAUCGGUACUAGAGAUGCGGAAUGGGGAUUUACUGGUAGAAAGAGAGAACUCCAUGAAGGCCAUGGAAGACCUUAAAAAGAAAUAUGAUCAAGAAACAGCCAACAGAAGAAUUGUUGUGUACGAGAAGAUGAAACUGCUCAGCAAACUCGACGCUCUGAAGAAAGAACUUCAAGAGAGAGAAAAGGAAAACCAGGCGCUCACGGCCACCAAGUGCGAUCUCUCACUGAUGCUAAAAGAGGCCCAAAACGCCAAAAAGAUGCUAGAAAAAGAACACACUGACGUACUGCAAGCCAAGGAGAGUUUAAAUGCUGAAGUCAAGGCCUGCUGUUCUGAAAAGAACAUCUUGUUAAGGGAUGGGUUGAAUCUGCAAGAAGAAUGUCAGAAGUUAAACGAGAAAAUCCACACAAUGCAACAGUCCCUGGUGCUGGAGAAAGAAGCCAGGACGCAGGACCAAGAGUCCUCCUUGUACGAGAGCAAGAAGCUCCACAGGAGGGUGGCGCUUCUGGAGCAGGAGGUGGAGAAGCUGAGAGCCUGCACCCAGGAGCUCCAGUCCGAAAACUGCACGCUCAUCCAAGAUAAGACCAACUCAGAGCAGAGAAUGGCUGAUAUCACCAAGGAGAAGGAACUCCUGAGUACAGAGACAGCGCGUCUGGCUGCCAACAUAGAGACUCUGAAAACUGACUUUGCUGCCUUGUCCAAGUCCAAGUUGGAACUGCAGGAACUGCACAACUGCCUCACCAAGAUGCUGGAUGACCUGCAGCUGAAUCACGAGGUAACCCUGGCCGAGCAGGCCAAGGUGACGCAGGACAACAGGAACCUCCUGGCCGAGAAAAGAGAGAUGAUGCUGGAAAAGGACGAGCUCCUGAAGGAGAAGGAGAAGCUGGCCGAAAGCUACUUCUUCCUCCAGCAAGAGAUCAACCAGCUGUCCAAAACCAACAGCCACAUCUUAGCCAACCUCCUGGAGUCUCAAAACGAAAACCGUAUUUUGAGGAAAGACAAGAGCAAGCUCACUCUAAAAAUCAGAGAGCUCGAGACUCUGCAGUCCUUAACGGCCACUCAAACCACUGGAGAUGCCAUGCAGAUAAGGGAACAGAUGACCAAAGAGGAGACCGAAAUGCUGGCCUCCUUGGAAGAUUCCAGGCAAACAGAUGAAAAACUGAAGAAUGAAUUGGAUACACUUAAAGAAAACAACUUGAAAAACGUGGAAGAGCUGAACAAAUCAAAAGAGCUUCUGAUGGUAGAGAGCCAAAAAAUAGAAGAAUUAAAGAAAGAAAUAGAAACCCUAAGGCAGGCAGCAGCUGAGAAGUCCCAGCAGCUCUCAGCGCUGCAAGAAGAGAACGUGAAACUUAACGAGGAGCUGGAGAGGAGCAGGGACGAAGUCACCAGUCACCAAAAGCUGGAAGAAGAGAGAUCUGUACUCAAUAAUCAGUUGUUAGAAAUGAAAAAGAGAGAAUCCAAGUUAAUAAAAGACGCAGAUGAAGAAAAAGCUUCCUUGCAGAAAUCCAUCAGUUUCACUAGUGCCUUACUCACAGAAAAGGAUGCGGACCUGUUAAAGCUAAGAAAUGAGGUCACGGUGCUCAGGGGAGAGAACGCGUCCGCCAAGUCCUUGCAUUCAGUUGUUGAGUCUCUAGAGACUGAUAAGGUGAAGCUUGAGCUCAAGGUAAAGAACUUGGAGCUUCAACUCAAAGAAAACAAGAUGCAGCUCAGCAGCUCCUCAGGUAAUACUGAUACUCAGGCAGAAGAGGACGAAAGAGCCCAGGAGAGUCGGCUUGGCAUCCUCAAUUCAAUAAUAGUAGACCUUCUGAGCAAGAAUCAGGACCUCCAGAUGAAGGUGGAGAUGAUGUCAGAAGCAGCCUUGAACGGGGACGGGGAUGACCUGAACAAUUACGACAGCGAUGACCAGGAAAAACAGUCCAAGAAGAAACCCCGCCUCUUCUGUGACAUAUGUGACUGCUUUGAUCUGCAUGACACAGAGGAUUGUCCCACCCAGUCCCAGAUGUCUGAGGACCCUCCCCACUCUGCACACCACGGCAGUCGGAGCGAGGAACGCCCAUACUGUGAAAUCUGCGAGAUGUUUGGGCACUGGGCUACCAACUGCAAUGAUGAGGAGACCUUCUGA